Salvia splendens (bonfire salvia) is the source of this 465-nucleotide messenger RNA. RefSeq lists its product as uncharacterized. NCBI's taxonomy places the organism in Eukaryota, Viridiplantae, Streptophyta, Magnoliopsida, Lamiales, Lamiaceae. The record is from RefSeq and is a predicted model, not a curated record. The transcript has 3 exons. The coding region runs from base 1 to 465 and encodes 154 amino acids.
AUGAAGGAUGGGACUUUGAUGCCGGUUUUGUUUUGCAAGAUUCACUGUCCAUUCAUCUGCUUCUGCAAACCCUCCGCUGCUCAUCUUUACACUUCAGCUCCACUGAAAUUGGAGGGCUCUCUUCAUGUGGUUCAUUCGGCUUUUGCUGUUGACAAGUCGCCUUCUGUGGUUGAAGAAGGGUCGGUAAAUGGCAAUAAAAAUUCUGAGAUUAUGCUCAAGAGCUGCAUUCGGGAGCCCCAAGGCAAAGAGGCCGGGAAGAAAAGAGUUGAGUGGAAGGACAAUGCAGGGAAACAGCUCGCUGAGAUCAACGAGUUCGAACCCAGGGAUGGCUACAAAUAUGAUGAUCAAGCCACCAUACUAGAUUGUGAAGCCUCAAUUAUUGCCAUAGCGAAACAGGAGAUACUCUCGAUGAAGAGGAUGUCAGCCGCUGUCAUUGUGCCAUUCUCUGAUGUAGCUCUCUAUUGA